AUCGAUAUAUAGGUUGUAAAUAAUUAAAAAAAAAAUCUGUUAAAGUUAAGUUUAAAACGUUUAUUUAAAGUUUAAGUCAUUCUCUUUUCGUUAAUUUUCGUUAAAUGUUACGAUAUUUUGUUAAUUUAAUAUAAAAAAUGGAUAAGAGUCCAAAGUUUUUUGUUGAAAAUUGGAAAAUGAUUCAAACCUUAGGAGAAGGAGCUUUUGGGCAAGUUAAAUUAUUAGUGAACCAAACAACACAACAAGCGGUAGCAGUUAAAAUAAUUAAUUUAAAUGAUAAAACAAGUAAAGAAGUAAUCGAAAAAGAAGUAAAAAUCCAUAAAGUGUUAGCUCACCCGCAUAUAAUUAGGUUGUUUGGGCAAAGGGAAGAACCGGAAACUGUUUAUAUUUUUAUGGAGUACGCAUCCGGGGGCGAACUUUUUAAUAAAAUCGAACCUGAUGUUGGGAUGCCUACGUUCGAGGCUCAAAAGUAUAUGAAACAAAUCCUUGAUGGAGUCCAAUAUUUACACACCAAGGGUGUAGCCCAUCGAGAUAUCAAACCAGAAAAUAUCUUAUUGGAUGAAGAGGGUGUUAUUAAAAUUAGUGAUUUUGGUAUGGCCACUAUUUUUAGAUUGAGAGGGAAAGAAAGACUUUUAGAUAAAAAAUGUGGUACUUUACCGUAUGUAGCCCCAGAAGUAAUGGAAUCUCCGUAUAAAGCAGAACCAGCAGAUUUAUGGUCAUGUGGAAUCGUUUUAAUAGCUAUGUUAUCUGGAGAACUACCAUGGGAUGAACCAUCAGAUAAAUCAAUUGACUAUGUUACAUUUAGGAAAGAAAGUGGUCUUCUAAUCAGUCCAUGGUCAAAAUUAAGCACAAUUUCAUUGAGCUUAAUCAGAAAAAUAUUGGCUCAUAACCCUCGAGAUAGACCAACAAUAAACCAAGUGUUGCAACAUCCAUUUUUAACAUCCAAUUAUGAUAAGGAUGUGGUGGAUUGUAACACACCAUCAAUAACGCUAUCACAACCAACAAUAAGAGAAGCAGUUCCACCAAAUUCUUUACAACUAUUAUUAUCGCAAGAUCUAAAAGCUAAUAAACCGAUUUGUUUUUCACAACCUAUCAAUAACGAAGAUCUUAUUUUGGGAUCACAAAUUCAAUUUACUCAAAGUCCCGUCAAUCACACUAAUUUCCAACGAUUAAUCAAACGAAUGACGCGAUUCUUCGUUACAACCAAUAUCGAGGAAACUAUAAAGUAUUUGGGGGUGGUGUUAGAUCAAUUACACAUGAGGUGGAGCAUAAACGCAGAAAGAGCGUUGAUUGUUACAACAACAGAUAUUAGGAAAACUAAGUUGAGCUUUAAAGGAAGUUUUAUUAACAUGGAUGGUAAAUUAUUGGUUGAUUUUCAACUGGUGAAAGGUUGCGGGAUUGAGUUUAAGAAAAGAUUUGUGAAAAUAAAAGAGUUGGCCAAAGAUAUUAUUGCUCCAAAUCCUUAAAUAAGAGUUCCUAAAUGUUUUUUUUUGUAUUAAUAUUAUUGUUAAAAAGAUUGUAACUUAUUUUGUAAUAAUAUACA
Onthophagus taurus is the source of this 1543-nucleotide messenger RNA. RefSeq names its product serine/threonine-protein kinase grp (gene grp). The record is from RefSeq and is a predicted model, not a curated record. Gene Ontology annotation, biological process: protein phosphorylation; intracellular signal transduction. Gene Ontology annotation, molecular function: protein serine/threonine kinase activity; ATP binding. Gene Ontology annotation, cellular component: cytoplasm. Lineage: Eukaryota; Metazoa; Arthropoda; Insecta; Coleoptera; Scarabaeidae.